CUCAGGCCAGUAUAAAUAUAGGGAGCUGGAGACAGAGAUAAAGACAAAGUAAGAUGAACACCUACAGACUGAGAACAAUGUGGCUGCCCCUGCUUGUGUGCCAGCUUUGCCUGAUUCUGCGGAGUGAGGCCCAGACACCCAGCACUUUUUGCAACAUGCACUCAACAUUCAGACCACCAGUGAACUCGGACGUCACAGUGACCUGUGGUACUGAGGUUAUGGAGUUGAGUAUCUUGUUAUGCCCAGUCUACUUUGGUGGAUACAACGAAACCCUGAUGGCCCUCAACGCACAGUUCAUCCUCCCCGAGUGCCGUGGAAUACCUGACUGGAACAUUGACCCUCCAAUCCUGAAAUUCAAUCUGUCAAUAACUGCUGAUGCUGUGGCUGUCUGCUCCAACACAUUCAGGAUAACCAAUGAAGUUGGGACUGGGUUAUUUUCUGACUUCUCAAAUGUCCAGUUUGUUAAUAUAUCUGGCACCAUCAACUCACUGGAUCCCAGUGCAUCUAUUGUCACCAACCGCCGGCAGAUCAUCUACAUGUUCUCCUGUCGCUACCCCCUGCAGUAUCUGGUCAACAACAGUAAAGUCACAGUAUCAGGUGUGAGUCUUGCAGUGAGGGACAAUGACGGCAGCUUUGUCAGUACACUGAGCAUGUGGCUCUACAGUGACACUGACUACACUCAGCAACUCAUUGUCCCAGAGAAUGGAAUAAAUCUGAAGACCAGAAUCUUUGUGGGGGUGAAAGCCACCAGUCUAACAGAGAGGUUCCACGUUCUGCUUGACCGAUGCUAUGCAACAACAAGUCCCGUUCCCAACAACAGCACCUACUAUGACCUCUUUGUUGGGUGUACACGUGAUCGAAAAACCAGGGUCGAGUUGAACGGAGCGUCUCAGAAUGCACACUUCUCCUUUGAGGCCUUCCGUUUCAUUGAACACAAGAACAUAACCGUCUCCACUUUCUACCUGCACUGUGUCACCCGACUCUGUGAGGUGUCCUCCUGCUCGUCCUUACUGCCCAACUGUUCAGGUUCCUCCAGGAGAAAGAGAGAAGCCCAGGGAGUGUUGGCCAAUGAUCAGGCCACAAUCUCCUACGGACCCAUCAAGACCAAAGUGGACGACGGUCUUCCAACAGCUUCAUAAUGUAAGAAAUUCUACCAAGCUGCCCAUGAUAAUCACAGUCAUCAAAGCCUAUGCCUUUCAAUAAAAUAAAGAAAUGCACCCAUUGGCUACA
Molecule: messenger RNA, 1230 nt
Organism: Salmo salar (Atlantic salmon)
Lineage: Eukaryota; Metazoa; Chordata; Actinopteri; Salmoniformes; Salmonidae
Product: zona pellucida-like domain-containing protein 1
Source: RefSeq, a predicted model, not a curated record